Messenger RNA from Cynocephalus volans (Philippine flying lemur), 1781 nucleotides. It is a transcript of the gene P4HA3, whose product is annotated as prolyl 4-hydroxylase subunit alpha 3. The record is from RefSeq and is a predicted model, not a curated record. Gene Ontology annotation, molecular function: iron ion binding; L-ascorbic acid binding; protein binding. Gene Ontology annotation, cellular component: endoplasmic reticulum. Lineage: Eukaryota; Metazoa; Chordata; Mammalia; Dermoptera; Cynocephalidae. The coding region runs from base 1 to 1731 and encodes 576 amino acids. Gene Ontology annotation, biological process: peptidyl-proline hydroxylation to 4-hydroxy-L-proline. The transcript has 14 exons.
AUGGGCCCCGCGUCGCGGCUGGCGGCGCUGCUGGUGGUGCUGGCGCUCGGAGCAGAGGCCCCGUCGGGGGCCGCGGUGCGGGGGGACACGUUCUCGGCGAUGACCAGCGUGUCGCGCGCCCUGGCGCCCGAGCGCCGGCUGCUGGGACUGCUGCGACGCUACCUGCGCGGGGAGGAGGCGCGGCUGCGGGACCUGACCAGAUUCUAUGACAAGGUACUUUCUUUACAUGAGGAUUCAGCAACCCCUGUGGCUAACCCUCUGCUUGCAUUUACUCUUAUCAAACGCCUGCAGUCUGACUGGAGGAAUGUGGUGCAUAGUCUGGAGGCCAGUGAGAACAUCCAAGCUCUGAAAGAUGGUUAUGAGAAGGUGGAGCAAGACCUUCCGGCCUUUGAGGACCUUGAGGGAGCUGCAAGGGCCCUGAUGCGGCUGCAGGACGUGUACAUGCUCAAUGUGAAGGGCCUGGCCCGAGGGGUCUUUCAGAGAGUCACUGGCUCUGCCGUGACUGAUCUGUACAGUCCCAGAAGGCUCUUCUCCCUCACAGGAGACGACUGCUUCCAAGUUGGCAAGGUGGCCUAUGACAUGGGGGAUUACUACCAUGCCAUUCCAUGGCUGGAGGAGGCUGUCAGUCUCUUCCGAGGAUCAUAUGGAGAGUGGAAGACAGAGGAUGAGGCAAGUCUAGAAGAUGCCUUGGAUCACUUGGCCUUUGCCUAUUUCCAGGCAGGAAAUGUUUCGUGUGCUCUUAGCCUCUCCCGAGAGUUUCUUCUCUACAGCCCAGACAAUAAGAGGAUGGCCAGGAAUGUCUUGAAAUAUGAAAGGCUCUUGGCAGAGAGCCCCAACCAGGCGGUAGCUAAGGCUGUCAUCCAGAGGCCCAAUGUACCCCACCUGCAGACCCGAGACACCUACGAAGGGUUAUGUCAGACCCUGGGUUCCCAGCCCACUCACUACCAGAUCCCUAGCCUUUACUGCUCUUAUGAGGCCAAUUCCAGCCCCUUCCUGCUGCUUCAGCCCAUCCGGAAGGAGAUCAUCCACCUGGAGCCCUAUGUUGCUCUCUACCAUGACUUUGUCACUGACUCAGAGGCUCAGAAACUUAGAGAGCUUGCGGAACCAUGGCUACAGAGAUCAGUGGUGGCCUCAGGGGAAAAGCAGUUAGAAGUGGAGUACCGCAUCAGCAAAAGUGCCUGGCUGAAGGACACCGUUGACCCAAUGCUGGUGACCCUUGACCACCGCAUUGCUGCCCUCACAGGCCUUGAUGUCCACCCUCCCUAUGCGGAGUAUCUCCAGGUGGUGAACUAUGGGAUCGGAGGGCACUAUGAGCCUCACUUUGAUCAUGCUACGUCACCAAGCAGCCCCCUAUACAGAAUGAAGUCUGGGAACCGAGUUGCAACUUUUAUGAUCUAUCUGAGCUCAGUGGAAGCUGGAGGAGCCACAGCCUUCAUCUACGCCAACUUCAGCGUGCCUGUGGUUAAGCACUGUUCUGGUGGAACCUGCAUAGGAGUGGUGAAGGGGAUGGUGACACACUGCAUGCUGGCUGUCCUGUCCUGGUGGGAGAUAAGUGGGUGGCCAACAAGUGGAUACAUGAGUAUGGACAGGAAUUCCGCAGACCCUGCAGCUCCAGCCCUGAAGACUGAAAUGUUGGCGGAGAGACACUGGUGGAGUCCUGUGGAUUUCUGGAGAAGCCAGGAGCCAAGAGCUAGGGCCCUUUUCUGGUGCUGUAGACACUGGGAUGACUGAGUCUCUGCCCUUGAGGAACACCCAAGAGAAGAAAACCCACAACAAUACCA